This is a messenger RNA of Aspergillus terreus NIH2624, 2754 nucleotides long. RefSeq lists its product as uncharacterized. The transcript has 2 exons. The coding region runs from base 1 to 2754 and encodes 917 amino acids. Lineage: Eukaryota; Fungi; Ascomycota; Eurotiomycetes; Eurotiales; Aspergillaceae. The record is from RefSeq and is a predicted model, not a curated record.
AUGUCCAUGUCCAAGAUGUCGAAGCUAGCCAAGCUCAACCAUGCCGCCGGCAUCUAUGCAGACAUGUCCGUCGACGGUCCCGCCAUUGGAACCCUCGUCGCCGUCGUCGAUCGGGCCAAGAAUCUCCCUAAUCGAAAGACCAUGGGGAAGCAGAAUCCCUACUGUGCUGCGCGUUUAGGCAAAGAAGCAAAGAAAACAGACACCGACCUGCGAGGUGGUCAGACCCCAAAAUGGGAUCAAGAGCUCCGCUUCACGGUGCACGAAUCCCCCGACUAUUUUCGACUGAAAUUAUCCGUUUUUAACGACGAUAAGCGAACGGAUCUGAUCGGAGAAACCUGGGUUGAUCUGAAGGACUUGAUUAUCCCGGGAGGCGGCCAAAGCGACCAAUGGCACCCACUGCAGUUCCGCGGGAAGUACGCGGGAGAAAUCCGCAUUGAGAUGACUUACUAUGACACGAGACCAGAAGACGAGGCCGUGAUCGAGCGCCGCACCCAGGCAGCCGAGAAAGUGCAUGCAAAACCCAGCGGGUCAGGGUCCACCCCCGUCAACUCGUCAUCUCUUUCUGGACCCCGUCAGCUCAAGGAUGUCAAGCGACGUCCACUCCCCAGCGACCCUCCUGGAGCUCCAGCGCGACCUACACUUCCCGAAAAGACGGCCUCAGCCCCAUUACCGCAACAGCCUCCCUCCCGUCCCGUCCACCAUGAGCCUGCGCCUUCUGCCCCCCCUGCGCCCUCCGACUAUGGGCACCACUCGCGGCAUCCCGUUGCGCCCGAAAUGCCUCCAUACGAUGCUCCUAGUUACGCUCCACCGCCCGCCUCCCGCCCCAUGAGGAACUAUGAAACACCCGAUGACUUCCACCGAGAAUGGAGUCAGCCUGCCGCUCCUCCGCCGUUGUCUGCGUCGAAACGAAUCCCGCAGGACCCAUACUAUCCUUCAUACCGCGAAAAACCGAUGGAUGCAUACGAUUCACGCUCCUACGCUCGACCUCGCUCCGGAUAUGGAAACAUGCCGCCAGCAGAUUAUCGAUCCUCCAGAUCAGACCUCCCCGUGACUCGUGCAGAUCACUACGCCCCGGAGCCCAUCGAAGCGCCCCCGGUUGAGGCGCCCCGGCCUAGUAGCCACCACAGCAACUAUCAUUUCCCCACCGUCGAGCCCUACCCACCCAGUAAUGAAAUGCUCCCUCACGGACACGGCUCAAGAUACCGACCCCGCUCGUCGGGUGGGAUGCAGGAACCUCCCUUGGAGUAUUCACAGCAUCCGGGACAGCAUCCAGGACCCGUCGAACGCGACCAAUACUAUCGCCCCCACAGCAACUCGCUCGUCCACGAUCCCGCUCCGAUGCGCCCACCACCUAGCCGGGAUGGGUACCACACCGAAUACGCAACAAUGCAACCACGGGUAGAGGAUGAAGAAGACGAAGGCCCUCCGCCACCCCCUCCGGUGCAUCGAUCGGGCGUCGGCCACUCCAGUCAGCACUCCAGUCAGCAGUUAGUACCGUCACCGACUUCUCCGUACCAAGCUUACUCCCCAGAGUACGGAUCUCCCCACACAUCCCGCGAGAUCACUAUGACGCGCCCGUCGCACCCGCCCACCGAUGGGCCGUGGAUGCACGAUAUGCCGACCAGCACGCCGUCUAUGCCGCCCAGCCUAGUCGCCGGGUUUGACCCCAUCGUCGCGGAUGCAGAGUCGGAUCGUGCGGUGGCGGAGAGCCAUUCGCGCCGGCAGAGCGCAGUAUUCGAGGGGCAAGUCAUGCCGCUUCGCGAACCAUCGCCCAAUCUUCCUCCUUACCCGGUCGACCCUGCUCCGGAAGAUCGUACUCCUGUGAGCAGAGGCUCGAUGAGUUCGGAGACGCGGAUUGUCCCUCGGAAGUCUGUCAGCCCGGGGCCUCCAGCCGCGAUUCACCGAAAGUCCGUUAGCCCUGGCCCGUCUGCGCUUGUGCCGCGCAAGUCCAUUAGUCCGCGGCCGUCAUCGUCGGGAGGACAUGAACCAUCCCAGGUGCCGUUCUCGCCAGACUCGUUCGAUGCUUUCAACCCCAACGCUGCACGUUCCGCAGUGUUUCGUGAGCCCGCUCCCGCAUACGAUAGCCCAGCGCAGGCCAUGGAAGCGGCACGACGCAGCGAGGCGGAAGCUGCCCGGGACCCCGGCCCGAUCUACGACGAUGAGGGCAAGGAAAUCGACCCGUCUGACCAUCUGCCUACGGAUACAUGGGCGCCUGAGCCGGAGCGGAAGAACAAGAAGCCUGGAGUGGUAGUGCGGUUUCGCAAUGCGCCAGCCCGGACCGCCACAAAGCCACCCGUGCCAGCAAAGGAAUGGGGACCGCCACGCGGCAGACCUGCGACAAUGGGGACCACGCGACGACCCCAGUCGUAUGGCAUGCCAGACAUGAUGCGCGGCCGGCCGCCGCCGAGUGAGAUGCACCGUGGCCGCGACCCGUACGGCAGCUACGCCCAUGGACGGACGUACAGCACGCCCAACGUCGCGGCGCCAUCGCCGCAGUCCUCCUUCCGGGGUUCUGCAUCACCGGGGCGCUCGCCUUCCAGACUGUAUGAACCUGAGAACCCGGGGCCGCCCAUCCCAGCCAAGGUGCCGAUUGCGCCGCCGCCGACGCAGUCGUUUCCGGUGUCAGGGAGUCGCGGCGGCAUGGACGCGCUGAGCCGGGAGUUGGGGACGAUCGAUAUUGGCAGCGUGGGCUGUAACAACGGACGGGCGGUGCGCAGAUAUGUUCCAAAGAUUACCACAGGGUAUGCUAGUUGA